UCUACUCACACAAUUCUUAUUCUUUCUUCUGUUCUUCUUAGAGAAUGGAUAUUUCCAAGUUUCUUUCUGUUUUAUUCUUACUUUGCUCUCUUUGCUUGGAAUGCAACAAUGUUGUAGUCAAGGCGUCUCACAAGGUUUACCCAGAGUUUCAGUCUCUUAGUGCUGUGGAAGUGAAACAAAUUCACAGAACUAGGUUCCACUUUCAGCCUCCUAAGCACUGGAUGAACGAUCCAAAUGGACCUAUGUAUUUCAAUGGACUCUACCAUUUCUUCUACCAAUACAACCCAAAAGGAGCAGUGUGGGGCAAUAUUGUUUGGGCCCAUUCUGUAUCAAAGGACUUGAUCAACUGGGAAGCACUUGAACCUAUCAUUUAUCCCACUAAGCCCUUUGAUAAAAAUGGGUGUUGGUCUGGUUCUGCCACUAUUCUCCCAGGCAACAAGCCCAUUAUCCUUUACACUGGCAUUGACACCCAAAAUCAACAAGUCCAAAACUAUGCAAUCCCAAAAAACUACUCUGAUCCAUAUCUCCGUGAAUGGGUUAAGCCCAACAAGAACAACCCAAUAAUGGUGGCUGAUGAGAUUGUCAAUGGAAGUGCUUUCCGUGACCCAACAACAGCUUGGUUUGGAAAAGAUGGGCAUUGGAGGAUUUUAGUGGGUAGCAGAAGGAAAAAUAGAGGCAUAGCCCAUUUGUAUAAGAGUAAGGAUUUUGUGAAUUGGGUCAAGGCCAAGCAUCCUCUACAUUCAAAAGCUAAGACUGGUAUGUGGGAAUGCCCAGAUUUUUACCCUGUGUCAUUGUCUGGUAAAAAUGGGUUGGACACUUCUUUGGUUGGGCCAAAUUUAAAGCAUGUUUUCAAGGUGAGCCUUGAUGUUACUAGGUAUGAUUACUACACUGUUGGAAAAUACCAUACACAAAUAGAUAGGUAUGUACCAGAUAACACUUCGGUUGAUGGUUGGGAUGGGCUGCGAUAUGAUUAUGGAAAUUUUUAUGCCUCAAAGUCAUUCUUUGAUGCUGGGAAGAAGAGAAGGAUUUUGUGGGGUUGGGCUAAUGAGUCCGACUCAACUAAAAAUGAUGUAGAAAAAGGAUGGGCCGGAAUUCAGGCCAUUCCGAGGAUAGUGUGGCUUGACAAUAGUGGGAAACAAGUGUUACAAUGGUCUGUCGAAGAAUUAGAAACUCUUAGAGGAAAUAAAGUUCAUAUAAACAAUCAAAAGGUCAAAAAGGGAGAGCAUGUUGAAAUUAAAGGAAUAACUGCUGCACAGGUCGAUGUUGAGGUUACCUUCUUGUUGCCGAAGAGUUUGGACAACGCUGAGGAAUUUGAUGCUAGUUGGGUAAACGCACGAGAUCUCUGUGGCCUAAAGGGUUCAAAAGUUCAAGGUGGGGUUGGGCCAUUUGGGUUGUUGACAUUAGCUUCAAGUCAUCUAGAGGAAUACACUCCUGUCUUCUUUAGAGUUUUCAAAGCUCCAAAGAAGCAUGUAGUUCUCAUGUGCUCUGAUGCUAGAAGUUCCUCUUUGAUGGAUGGACUAUAUAAACCAUCAUUUGCAGGCUUUGUAGAUGUGGAUUUAACAGACAGGAAGCUUUCUCUUAGGAGUUUGAUUGAUCAUUCCGUUGUGGAAAGUUUCGGAGCUGGAGGAAAAACAUGCAUCUUAUCAAGGGUUUAUCCUACACUUGCAGUGUUCAAUGAUGCUCACUUGUAUGCAUUUAACAAUGGGACAGAGGGUAUUACCAUAGAGAAUGUCAAUGCAUGGAGCAUGAAUAGUCCUCGAAUGAACUGAAGGAGAGAAGAACUAGUAGUUUAGUUUCUUAUUUUAGUCUAAUAUGCUGAAAUCUAAUCAACCAGUAGUAUUUCAAUUAUCAUGGUAGAAACCAUUGAAAUAAGCACUAUCACGUUGAUGAUGACAUUCCAAUUAAUGUUGUAAUAUGAAAGAUGUUCAUGUGUGUAAUAUGCCAAAACCUUUGGCGUGUAAAUUGCAGCGAAAUUAUUAUAAUAUUGUGUAUAAAUUUAGUAAUUAACAUA
Messenger RNA from Quercus lobata, 2011 nucleotides. Its product is annotated as beta-fructofuranosidase, insoluble isoenzyme 1-like. The transcript is spliced from 7 exons. Bases 45 to 1769 code for a protein of 574 amino acids. NCBI's taxonomy places the organism in Eukaryota, Viridiplantae, Streptophyta, Magnoliopsida, Fagales, Fagaceae. Gene Ontology annotation, biological process: carbohydrate metabolic process. The record is from RefSeq and is a predicted model, not a curated record. Gene Ontology annotation, molecular function: hydrolase activity, hydrolyzing O-glycosyl compounds.